Cutaneotrichosporon oleaginosum is the source of this 1102-nucleotide messenger RNA. RefSeq lists its product as uncharacterized. The record is from RefSeq and is a predicted model, not a curated record. Lineage: Eukaryota; Fungi; Basidiomycota; Tremellomycetes; Trichosporonales; Trichosporonaceae.
GAGCGACUCCUUCUCCAUCGUCACUUCGUCCUACAACACACAACAUAUUUACGCUCGCCAGCCAAAUUGUCUGACUGUUCUCAGCAUCCUUGUGCAACUCAAGACCCCAACCGAGCCAAGCUCUUCCUCAGGCGACGGCCCGGGCGCCGAACGCCGCCGGCCCACCCCACUCAUUCACACCACCCGUUUGCGACCUUCUUCACCUUCACCUCCUCCUCGCCUAGCUCGCUCUUACCAUGGGGUCGAUGGUGUACCCCGCCCAGGCGGAUCCGUUGGCGUCCCGCACUGAGGGCUUCAUCAGCAUGUCGAGUGUGCAGCCCUCGCCAACUCGUCCACCCUUCAAUGGCGGCAAUGGCUCGAACCUCAAUAGAGGCAACUCCACUCAGAUGUACCUCUUCACAUUCCUCGCCACUGUGUGUCUCCUCAGCAUCGUCGCCAUCGGCCUUCUCUGGCGUGCGAUCUACGUGCGCCGCCGCUUCCACCGUCAAGUUGUUGAGGCCAUAGCACGAGGCGAGCCUCCGCCCAACCUGCGUAGUCCGUUCCUCUCCCGGUUCCCACCCGUGCCGAAGAAGACCCCCGAGCUCGGGCCCAUGCCCAGAAUGUGGGAGAACGAGAUGCGUCGCAUGGGCUGGGACAUCGAGAAGGGCGAGAUGGAGAAGCAUUGGAUCGAAGAUACGUGGCACGACGUAACUCCCAUGACACUUGUGUCCGUGCCCGAGCCUGAGCCGGAGCAGCCGCCGCCGACGCCACCGCCAAUCGAGGUACCUCAAAUCCCCACUGUGACGGAGGAACUGCGCGAUACGCUGCGGGAUAUGUGGCCACGCCGCGCACGCGACCCGCCCCGUGUGCCUGCGCCCGUGAAUGAAGCGCCCAUUACGAUGGAAAAGCCUGUCGUUGGUGACAUACCAGAACCUGGGACGGCGCUGCGUGUUGGUGUGCUUAUCGCGAUGCCGUGCCAGUCGGAGGCGCAGUGGACGCCGGUGGAUCCUGAUGAGGCCGAGGUGCCCGAGGUUAUGCUCGGCGUCAUGGAAUGCGUAGUGAGUGAGAAGAAGGCGGGGACAGUGUAGUUUCGUUGUAUAGCAUGCAUUGAGAGAUACGAGCC